AUGAAGACCAAACUGGCUAUUGUCUUCCUUGUUGGGAUGGCAGCUGCCGACGACCAACCAGCCGGUCUUCUUAAUGCUCUCGAAGGCGUAGUCACAGCGGAAACGAGCCAAGUUCAGAAUGGAAUCCAGUCGCUCCUGUCACAAGCCGACUCCUUGAUCAAAAGCAAUUACCCCUCGACCACCAUAACCGAUGUAGCGUCAUUGACAUGGCCAACAACGGUGGUCAUCGGGUCUAAAACCUAUACCAUUCCUUCGACCGAGUCGACUGAAACCCCAACCUUAACCUCAACCUCGGCUUCUCCAAGCGCUUCAUCAGCGAUUGCUUCCACAACUGAAAAUGCAAGACCGGUCCUGACUUCCACAGCAUCGAUUGUACCCUCAAGCGCGGCUUCUGCAUCGUCAUCAUCGUCAUUAUCAAACACGUCCUCACAGAAGCAUGAUCCAUGGGACAAACGAUUGGGUAUCGUCCUUGGCGUGGUUUUAGGAUCGAUUGCUCUUGCUGUUGGUGCAUUCCUCAUCUGGUUCUUGCAUCGCCGUCGUAAAAACACAGGAAGCUUCUUCAAGAGAAGGCCAUCAAGUCCUUCGGACAACGAAGUCUUCUCUUGGCGCAAUAAUGCAGAAGCUGAGAAGUACGGCAAUCUGGAUGCACCACCAUUACUCCAACCGUCGAUGGCCGCUCGUGGUGCCUACACAACCAGAAGUCAGAUCAACGGCAAUGACGACAUGCACCUUGGCUAUGGUUACGGACCUGAUGAGCACAGUGGACCUGCUGAGCUAUCGGCUGAACGAUCUGAUCGUGGGUCUUUCCAAGAGACAACACGCCGAGAUGACCGACCACCCACCCCCUUCUCUCCAGAAUCGUUUGCUCCAGUGGCCGCUAGCCCUGUCAGUCCGAUCGAGCAAGAGCCCCAACGCCGGCGCAGCAGUGGCUUUUGGCCUCCACGAGGCAGCUCAGAAGGAUAUCGUAACCUUGAGUCCCCAUACAUGCCACAUCAGCCGUCACUUGCAGCUCUGGCUAGUUCAGUAGCUCAGGACUACCCUCAUCCCUACUACCAGAAUCCAUUUGCAAGCAGCGAAGACUAUGAUGAGGACGCAUAUGAAGACUCUUAUCACGAUCCUCGAAGACAUCUGAGUCCAACGCCUGAUAUUCCCUCGCGUAGCCCUAGGCGCCAAAGCUCGCCGAAAGUUUUUUAUCCCAGCUCAGAUGAAUUGGGCAGAUUCAACUUUGGCACAGAAGUAGGUAGAGAGCACAGGCCAAGCGAACUUGGAGCUUGA
Aureobasidium musti is the source of this 1275-nucleotide messenger RNA. Lineage: Eukaryota; Fungi; Ascomycota; Dothideomycetes; Dothideales; Saccotheciaceae. The record is from the annotation of a GenBank genome assembly.